Molecule: messenger RNA, 711 nt
Organism: Cucurbita moschata (crookneck pumpkin)
Lineage: Eukaryota; Viridiplantae; Streptophyta; Magnoliopsida; Cucurbitales; Cucurbitaceae
Exons: 1
Coding region: 1-711 (236 amino acids)
Source: RefSeq, a predicted model, not a curated record
AUGGUCAUGGUGGUCAAGGCAGCAGUAAUGAAGGAUACUAUAAGAAGAAGGGACAGUCGAGCCAAGAAAAUUGGCGUGGAAGAGGAUGCAGUCAAGGAAGAGGUGGCCGAUCAAUUUACUCCAACAUUCAGUGCUACAAAUGUUACAAACAUGGUCACUAUGCAAACGAUUGUAACUCCGACAAAUGUUACAACUGUGGCAGAGGGGCAUUUUGUAAAAGAUUGUCGAGCUAAUAAAAAGGUGGAAGAAACAAUCAACCUAGCCUUGGAUGACGCAACAACCGAAGGUCUUCUCAUGAUGGCUCAAAAUGAAGAUCUGAAAGCGAAAGAACACGGCAGAGCAAAAGACGAUGGUGGUAGUUGUGAGGUGGUGGAAGCCAUUGGAAAUGAGAAGAUACGCAGCGGAUUUGGCAAAAUCGCGAUAUCGGAGACGAGAAAAUUGAAGGAAUCUGGAUUAAACACGCGAUCGGCAAACGACCCAAAGAAACUUCCGGAUCAUCAGAAGGAGAACAGAGAUUUAGAGCAACAACCAAAAUCUGCCGUGGAUAAAUAUGUGGAGAAGUCUCAGUUGCAGACGUUGAAAUCGCUGAACGAGCGCCUUUUGAAGGAGAAAGUAGAGAUUGAAAAAGAAAAGAAAGCUUUUAGAAAUGGAGAUUUCAGGUUAGAGAAGGAAGUGGCAGAGCUGAGUGAAAGUUCUUUCUAUCUCAAAUAG